Scleropages formosus (Asian bonytongue) is the source of this 4486-nucleotide messenger RNA. RefSeq names its product transportin 1 (gene tnpo1). Gene Ontology annotation, biological process: protein import into nucleus. Bases 162 to 2888 code for a protein of 908 amino acids. The record is from RefSeq and is a predicted model, not a curated record. Gene Ontology annotation, molecular function: small GTPase binding. Lineage: Eukaryota; Metazoa; Chordata; Actinopteri; Osteoglossiformes; Osteoglossidae. The transcript has 26 exons.
UUACUAAAUGCGCCAUGACUGUGUGUGUGGAGCCUGUUGAAAACUCAACACGCUUACGUAGCGAGGCCUGUGGCUGUGUCUUUCGCAACAUAAUAAAACAAGAGGAAAAUAGGAAACCAUAAGCGACACGAAGCGCAAAAAAAAGAAAGAAAAAAAACAAGAUGGAGUGUGAGUGGAAGCCAGACGAGCAAGGACUCCAGCAGAUCUUACAGCUCCUGAAAGAGUCGCAGUCCCCGGACACGUCCACGCAGCGAUCUGUCCAACAAAAACUCGAGCAGUUAAAUCAGUAUCCCGACUUUAACAACUACUUGAUAUUUGUCCUCACAAAGUUGAAAUCGGAAGAUGAGCCUACAAGAUCUUUAAGUGGUCUCAUUUUGAAGAACAACGUAAAGGCGCACUACCAGAACUUCCCCAAUGGUGUGUCAGACUUCAUCAAAAACGAAUGUCUGCAGAACAUCGGCGACUCCUCACCGCUUAUCCGAGCCACAGUGGGUAUUUUGAUUACAACCAUUGCGUCAAAGGGGGAGCUGCAGAACUGGCCAGAGCUGCUACCCAAGCUCUGCACUCUGCUGGAUUCUGAAGACUACAACACAUGUGAGGGGGCCUUUGGAGCACUCCAGAAAAUAUGUGAGGAUUCUGCAGAAAUCCUGGAUAGUGACAUCCUUGACCGACCCCUCAACAUCAUGAUCCCCAAGUUCCUUCAGUUCUUCAAGCACAAUAGCCCCAAAAUAAGGUCCCAUGCAAUUGCUUGUGUCAACCAGUUCAUCAUCAGCAGAACUCAGGCACUUAUGCUCCACAUCGACUCCUUCAUUGAGAACCUGUUUGCCCUGGCCACGGAUGAGGAGCCUGAGGUGAGGAAGAACGUGUGUCGGGCCUUGGUGAUGCUGCUGGAGGUCCGGAUGGAUCGGCUUCUCCCACACAUGCACAAUAUCAUUGAGUACAUGCUGCAGCGUACCCAGGACCAGGAUGAGAAUGUGGCUCUGGAGGCUUGUGAGUUCUGGCUGACGCUGGCUGAGCAGCCUGUGUGCAAGGACGUGCUGUGUGGACACCUUUCGCAGCUAACACCUGUGCUUGUUAAUGGGAUGAAAUAUUCUGAGAUUGAUAUUAUACUCCUUAAGGGUGAUGUGGAGGAGGAUGAAGCAAUCCCAGACAAUGAGCAGGACAUCCGGCCUCGGUUCCACCGUUCCCGGACAGUGGCUCAGCAGCAUGAGGGUGAUGGCAUUGAGGAGGAAGAUGAUGAUGAAGAUGACUUGGAUGAUGAUGACGACACUAUCUCUGAUUGGAACCUUCGAAAGUGCUCUGCUGCUGCUCUUGAUGUGCUGGCCAAUGUGUUCCGGGAUGAUCUCCUGCUCCACAUCCUGCCACUGCUGAAGGAGCUGCUCUUUCACCCUGACUGGGUCAUCAAAGAGUCAGGCAUCCUGGUGCUGGGGGCCAUUGCUGAAGGUUGCAUGCAGGGUAUGAUUCCAUACCUACCAGAGCUCGUCCCGCACCUGGUGCAGUGUCUGUCAGACAAGAAGGCCUUGGUGCGCUCCAUCACCUGCUGGACACUCAGCCGCUAUGCUCACUGGGUGGUGAGCCAGCCGCCCGAUACCUACCUGAAGCCCCUGAUGACGGAGCUGCUCAAACGUAUCCUGGACAGCAACAAGCGAGUCCAGGAGGCCGCCUGCAGUGCCUUUGCCACUCUGGAGGAGGAAGCAUGCACGGAGCUGGUGCCCUACCUCGCUUACAUCUUGGACACCCUUGUCUUCGCCUUCAGCAAGUACCAGCACAAGAAUCUCCUCAUCCUGUAUGAUGCCAUUGGCACACUGGCUGACUCCGUUGGACACCACCUUAACAAGCCAGAGUACAUCCAGAUGCUGAUGCCUCCUCUUAUUCAGAAAUGGAAUCAACUUAAGGAUGAAGACAAGGAUCUGUUCCCCUUACUUGAGUGCCUGUCCUCUGUGGCCACUGCCCUGCAAUCUGGCUUUCUCCCAUACUGUGAACCUGUGUACCAGCGCUGCGUCAACCUAGUGCAGAAAACGCUCGCCCAAGCCAUGUUAAAAUCUGAGGCGAGUGAUGGGUCCAGACUAGCCUGCCUUAGCCGUCGGCUGCACCACACGCAGCCCAACCAGUACGAAGCCCCAGACAAGGACUUCAUGAUUGUGGCCCUGGACCUGUUGAGCGGCUUGGCCGAGGGGCUCGGAGGCAACAUUGAGCAGCUGGUGGCACGCAGCAACAUCCUCACACUCAUGUACCAGUGCAUGCAGGACAAAAUGCCUGAAGUCAGACAAAGUUCAUUUGCCCUCUUGGGUGAUUUAACAAAGGCUUGUUUUCAGCAUGUCAAGCCAUGUAUUGCGGAUUUUAUGCCUAUUCUGGGUACUAAUCUAAAUCCAGAAUUAAUUUCAGUGUGCAACAAUGCAACAUGGGCAAUUGGAGAGAUAUCUAUACAAAUGGGUGCUGAAAUGCAGCCCUACAUAGCGAUGGUGUUGCACCAACUGGUGGAGAUCAUUAACAGGCCCAAUACGCCCAAGACAUUGUUGGAGAAUACAGCAAUAACAAUUGGUCGUCUUGGUUACGUUUGUCCUCAAGAGGUGGCUCCCAUGCUACAGCAGUUUAUAAGACCCUGGUGCACCUCUUUACGUAACAUAAGAGACAAUGAGGAGAAAGACUCUGCUUUUCGAGGCAUCUGCACAAUGAUCAGUGUCAAUCCAGGAGGAGUGGUACAGGACUUUAUAUUUUUCUGUGAUGCAGUCGCCUCAUGGGUUAAUCCUAAAGAUGAUCUACGAGACAUGUUCUGUAAGAUCCUUCAUGGGUUUAAGAACCAAGUGGGAGAUGAGAACUGGAGGCGGUUUUCGGAUCAGUUCCCCUUGCCUCUGAAAGAGCGCCUGGCGGCAUUCUAUGGAGUGUAACUUUGUCAGUAGGAGCAGUCCUGAUCUGGGGGUCAUUCACUGUGGGAGACAACGGGGAGCCUCUGUACCCAGGGAAAUAAAUGCCCUUUGCUGGGGGGAAAGGGGGAACCAGUGGGCUGGGUGGGACUCGGUGCCUUCCCAGCCCUUCUGAGCGGGGUGGGAGGGAGGUGUUGGCCGUGCAGCUGUUUACACGGACAGGUGAAUGGGAACCGUCAAUUUGGAGGGAGGAAACAAUUAAGCUUUUCACGACUCUGUUACAAUGAAGAACUAAACCAAGAUUUUUGUCGUUUUGUAGAGCACAUCUGUAUAGGUGUGGUAUUAAAAAAAACCUCUGGGAAAACUGAAAUUUUGUUUUUGUAUUACAAUGGGUUUAAACUUAAGAGUAUUAGCACAAAAACAUUGCUGGGGAUUUAAAACUGAAGUAUAAGUUGGAGUACAUACAGGUAUAAGACAGUAGAAAAUAACUGCAUAGAAACAUACAUGAUGAAGCAAAUGCUUUUCAGAGCUAACUUGUCCAUGUCUCUACAGUGGACAGCUACUAGCCACAAAGAGUAGAUGGUGAUGAAAGAAAGUAAAACUCUCACAUUCAAGACACAGCCUAGCCAAACGCUAGUCAGUUCUCUAUGUCUGCAUAUCAUAGGAAUAAAAUGCAUCCUCAUAUGUCACAGUUGGAAUAUUUACUGAAACUAGGUGGGACAAUGGUAAUGCCUUCAUAAAACUUAGACUGUUGACAUAAGCAGGUUGGCAAAUGCCAUAGAAGUGCAUUUGAAUUUUGUUGUUUUUUUUUUCUUUUUCUUUUUUUCUUUUUUUUUUUUUUGGGGGGGGGGUGAUUGAAAGUGGUCUUAGAAAAAUAGCAUGCUUGCAUUUCAGUGGGGAUGGUGUACAUCAGCAGCAGUGUGUUGCCCUGUAUUAAAAUUCUGUUUUUCUUUUGGUGUAGAACUUCUGAUUUCUAUUAAGGAUAGGUUUAAGUCCAGUAGCUUCCAAUUACACACCAGGAGAUACCUGUAGAACUUAAGACUAAGGUUGAUCAUAGUAGCGUCUCCAAACCUGCACAAUGUGGGAAGCCGAUAUACCUGUGCAAACAUUGCUCCUGUGCAGUCAUUGUAAAUGUACUUUCUGCAUGGACAUAUACUAGUGAACAUCCCAGACUUUUCUGGGACUGCAAGCUGUGUGGUUAGGAAAGCAGUUAAGGGCUUUGUUGAACUUUAGUUGGCUCUGUUAGGGCAACAAUCAGUUUCUGCUUGAGGUUCAUGGUUGUCCAUCUCCACUCAAUGUUCUCGUUUUCAUUAUAUUUCAUUUUUUCUGUCUAACGCAUGAUCGUAAGGAUGCUUUAGUUUUUAAUUUUUUUUUUUUUUUUUUUUUUUUUUUAUUCUGAAAAGGAUAUAAUAAGCAGGGUACUCAAACUUGAUCCGUGCAUGUUGGUGGCCCUUACUACCCUUAUUAGAUUAAUGGGUACUUACAUAGAACAUGGAAGGUGGUUUAUGACCCUCUGUCACUUUAUUUGGCUAUUUGUUUCAAUUUUUUUCAGUCUAUAUUGUGAGAGUAUGUCCUUGUUUGUUUAACCUGUCCCUUCACUCUAAUAUGUAUUUGUAAUAUUG